Molecule: messenger RNA, 1707 nt
Organism: Jatropha curcas
Lineage: Eukaryota; Viridiplantae; Streptophyta; Magnoliopsida; Malpighiales; Euphorbiaceae
Gene: AKRP
Product: ankyrin repeat protein
Molecular function (GO): protein binding
Source: RefSeq, a predicted model, not a curated record
AAGUAGCUAUAUAAACGACAAUCAAAAUCUCCAUGUCCAUGUUAGAGAAGUUGCAGAGAGAAAAUGUCUCUUCCUUCUCUGCUAAACCCACAAAACCCCAAAGUACUGUUCCCUCUCUAUCUCUCUUCAUCUUGUAAGCUCUUAUCAAUUCACACCUUAAAAUGCCCACAAAAAUUCUACUCCUUUUCACCUUCUCUUCAAUCCUCAUCUUUUCCUCUCCAAAACGGUGACUUUGAAGACGACAGUGACAUUGGAGACUGUCUGGUCUUCGAAGAAGGCAUAUUUGAAGACCCAUAUCUAGAAACUAACUUCAACGCUUACGUUAAUAACGAUUUUGAUUCAAGAAAACGUAAUCCCAAAAGCAAGAAGAACAAAAAGAAUGAAGUUGAAAUUGAAACAGAGAAUUUGGUUCCUGAUAAAUGGAGAGAAGUGCAAGCGGAAAUUAACAUUACAAAGAAAGAGAGGCGGAAGAUUGCCCAAGAAAUGGAAUUCAAUAGUCGGGUUGAAAAGAAGAAGAAAGGGUUACUUCCUAUAAGGAAAGUUAAUUUGGAGGAGUAUCAGGCUUAUAAAGAAGCUAAAUUGGCUCAAUUGAAACCACUUGUUCUUGAUAAUCCUUCGAAUUUAAUUGUAAAGGAGGAAGAAGAGAAGAUUGAAAUGGAAAAGAGUAGCAUUGAACGAGUGGCGCCUAAGAAUCCGAGAUGGGCAGUUUAUGGGAAAGGUUUCGAUGAUGUUACUGAGUUCUUUAAUAGUGGGAAUUAUGAGCCUGGUGCAAAGAAAUCUGAAGGGCCUCGCAAGUUGUUCACUAAAGAAGAAAAGGUUUUGCUAAAUAAGAAGAUACCUGAUUUAGCAGCUGCUACCUCUAGCAAAUGGUUACCGUUGCAUACACUUGCGGCAUCAGGAGAAUUCUACCUUAUGGAUGCUUUGUUGAAACAUAAUGUUGAUAUCAAUGCUGUGAAUUUGGAUGGUUUGACUGCACUUCACAAAGCAAUAAUUUGCAAAAAGCAAGCAAUUACCAGCUAUCUUUUGAGAGAAUCGGCAAAUCCUUUUGUUCUAGAUUCAGAUGGAGCUUCCUUGAUGCAUCAUGCUGUCCAGACAGCAUCUAUUCCUGCUAUUAAACUUCUUCUGUUAUAUAAUGUUGAUAUAAAUCUUCAGGACAAAGAUGGAUGGACACCAUUACAUGUUGCUGUUCAAGGCCAGAGAACUGAUAUAGUAAAGCUUUUAUUAAUAAAAGGAGCUGAUAAGACAUUAAAAAACCAGGAUGGUUUAACCCCGCUCGAUCUUUGCCUCUACUCGGGGAGACGCACAAGGACUUAUGAACUUAUCAAGCUGCUGAAGCAAUUCCCUAAGAAACCAACUGCUUUGCCAGCGGUGAGAUAGAUUUUGCCUUGAUCUAGAUUUGGAGGAGCAUCUGCCCAAAUGAAGUUGGUGAAAGUUGUAAGUUCAGUCAUGCCAUAGGCAGGUUGAUGUUAAAGAAAGCAAAGCAUAGUGAGAAAGGAGGAGACUGCUUUUCAAACCUGCUUGUUAUUGUAAAAUGGGUAGGUUUUAGGAUGUAAUUUUGUAAUUAUGAUAUGUGAACAUUUAGUUAAUGGUCAAAUAUUAUUUCCAUUUUUGGCUUGAUUAACCGAAAUUUGUAAGGAAAAUUGAUGCGGAUAGUAACUAUGAUAUAAUUUAUGAUGGUCUAAAUUGAUUUUUUCGUGUUUUGUAAAA